AUGGGUUUGGUUGUGGAUCACUCCGGCCGCCUCUUUACUGCCGGCAAGAGGAAGUGUUCCUUGAAGGAUCUUGCUCAAAACGAAGAUGUGAUCUUUGCCACAAUGAAGGGGUGCACGAGUCCCAGACAGAGUGCCCAUUUGAUAUCAGCUGCAAUCUGUGCUUUCUACGACUCGGAGAAGCUUUAUCCGCCAGGGCUGAGGAGCCAAAGGACGGAGGACCAGCCGAAGAUGACUCAGAUGAUGAAGAUUCCGAGGACGGCCAGGACGGCCAUGGAGAUUUCCAGGCUAGCUUCGCAGCUUGGGAAGUGCAAGCUCGUUGAUGAUGAUGUCCAGAAAACACAAGCCCCUGUGCCACAUGUCUUUGCUGGGAAUGGCAAGAACUCGGGCAAGGUGGUCACCGACCUUCCUGAAUAUGUUCUGGACAGCUUACUUGAGCAGUACCUCGCGGCACAUGAUGGUGACGACGAUGACGAAGAGGCUGCUGCGGCGGCCUUGCCAAGUGUUGGUGCGGCUAAGGAAGCUGCUGCUCCCAGGUCUGGGUUCUUGAGUCGCUUCUUAAAGAAGCGUAAGGUUGACAAGGGGAGUCAAGAUGAGGCCACGUCGGAGCCCCCUGCCAAUAAGUACACCCCGCACCUAUAUGCUGAGCGCCGUGUGCACUUCAUCCAGCAGGCUAAGGCUGAUGGUAUGAGCUUCAAGGAGGCCCGGGAGGCGUGGAAUGAGUCCGACUCGAAGAGGGCCAUGCUUGCAACUGUGUCGCUGCCGGAGCUCAAGAGACGGCGAUUUGUUGAGAAGGGAUGCACUGUGAAUCCUUUCUGUCUUGCUCGAGCUGGCGCCUAG
This is a messenger RNA of Symbiodinium sp. CCMP2456, 837 nucleotides long. The record is from the annotation of a GenBank genome assembly. NCBI's taxonomy places the organism in Eukaryota, Dinophyceae, Suessiales, Symbiodiniaceae.